AUGGCAAAAGCCUCUGCCAAGCCCGCUGCUGCGGCCCCUGUAGCAAAGGACGGAAACGCCAUUAACAAGAGAAAGCGCGAGGAGAAACUUCUCGAGAAGACCAACAAGAAGGAGAAGGUCCAAGAGCCAGAGUCCGAGGAGGAAGAGGAAGUGGAGGAGGUUGAGGCUGAGGCUGAGGAUGAUGAUGAAGACGACGAUACAGUUGAGGAUGAUGAAGACGAGGAGAUGCAGGAGGAUAAGGCCGAACAGACAAAGAGGCAGGAGGACUUGCCCUCGAUCGACUUUUCCGCCAACGAAGUUGCUAACGCCACAGGCGGCAAGAAGAUCAACUACGAUUUUGCUGCGCUCGACCUCUGCGAGCCCACCAAGAAGGCUAUUGUCGACAUUGGAUUCACAAAGAUGACUGAGGUCCAGGCACGCACCAUCCCCCCACUGUUGGCUGGUCGUGAUGUCCUCGGAGCUGCCAAGACAGGAUCUGGAAAGACCAUUGCCUUCUUGGUCCCUGCCGUUGAGCUGCUCUACAAGCUCAAGUUCAAGCCUCGCAACGGUACUGGUAUUAUUAUUAUCUCGCCCACCCGUGAGUUGGCUCUUCAGAUCUUUGGAGUUGCCAAGGAUUUGCUCAAGUACCACAACCAGACUUUCGGAAUUGUCAUUGGAGGCGCCAACCGCAAGGCUGAGGCCGACAAGCUUGCCAAGGGUGUCAACCUCUUGGUCGCCACCCCCGGUCGUCUUCUCGAUCAUCUUCAGAACACUAAGGGAUUUGUGUUCAAGAACUUGAAGGCGUUGGUUAUCGAUGAGGCUGAUCGUAUUCUGGAGUGCGGAUUCGAGGAUGAGAUGAAGCAGAUUAUCAAGUUGUUGCCCAAGGACAACCGCCAGUCGAUGCUCUUCUCUGCUACUCAGACGACCAAGGUCACGGAUUUGGCGCGUAUGUCGCUCAAGGCUGGACCUUUGUACAUCAACGUGGACGAGAAGAAGGAUACCGCAACCGCUGACGGACUGGAGCAAGGAUACGUGAUCUGCGACAGUGACAAGCGGUUCCUGUUGCUAUUCACGUUCCUCAAGAAGAACCUCAAGAAGAAGGUCAUUGUCUUCUUCUCGUCCUGUAACUCUGUCAAGUACCACGCCGAGUUGCUCAACUAUAUUGAUAUCCCUGUCCUCGACCUUCAUGGACGCCAGAAGCAGCAGAAGCGGACGACGACCUUUUUCGAAUUCAUCAACGCCGAGACUGGAAUCCUGCUGUGUACCGAUGUUGCCGCUCGUGGACUGGAUAUCCCCGCUGUCGAUUGGAUCAUCCAGUUCGACCCCCCAGAUGAUCCCCGUGACUAUAUCCACCGUGUGGGACGUACAGCCCGUGGAACCGCUACGGGCAAGUCGCUCCUCUUCUUGCUCCCCUCCGAGCUGGGCUUCCUCCGGUACCUGAAGCACGCCAAGGUGCCCCUGAACGAAUACCAAUUCCCUACCUCCAAGAUUUCGAACGUCCAGAGUCAAUUGGAAAAGUUGGUCGAGAAGAACUACUACCUCAACAAGUCUGCCAGGGACGGCUACAGGAGUUACCUGCAGAGUUAUGCAUCCUACGCACAAAAGGGUACAUUUGAUGUCAACAAGUUGGAUCUGGUCAAGGUCGCCAAGGCUUUUGGAUUCUCUGUCCCUCCCAAGGUCAACAUCUCGGUCGGAUCUGUCAAGGGCAGCACUGCCAACAAGAAGGCUUAUGUCUCGGGGGACAAGAAGACUAGCAACCACCCCAACAGUGGUCGUCGCCCCAACGGCGAUGGUGGACGUCAAUUCUCACGCUAA
Molecule: messenger RNA, 1794 nt
Organism: Linnemannia hyalina
Lineage: Eukaryota; Fungi; Mortierellomycota; Mortierellomycetes; Mortierellales; Mortierellaceae
Source: the annotation of a GenBank genome assembly